AUAAAUGUCUUCUGCUGUACUGUUGAUCGUGCGCUGCUGCAGGGGACAUUGGGACAAAGUUUAGUUUAGUCAGCAGCAAACAUGGCUGCAUCUGCGAUGUUUCGUCGCUCGAUGCAAAAGUUAUUGGCAAGAAAUUAUUCAUCCAAGGGGCACAAUGUCCUAUCUCAUGGCGACCCCAAAGAGCUUGAGGCUGCCGAAAAAAUGUGGAGAAAUUUAACAAUUUUUGGUGUACCUGUCGCAUUACUUCUUGCUGGAAUAAACUGUUACCUUCUGGAAAAAGAAGAAGAGCAUCAUCCACGUCCAGAAUUUAUUCCAUAUGAGCAUUUGAGAAUUCGCACUAAGAAAUUCCCAUGGGGUGAUGGAAAUCACUCUCUGUUUCACGAUCCUAAACGCAAUCCAUUACCUGAUGGUUAUGAAGAAUAAUGUGAAACUAUUUUAGUAAAAUAAAAAACUAUUCUAUAAAUUGUAAGUGAUUUUAAAGUAUAUUGUACUGUUGUGUUAACAGCAAGGUAAUGUACGAGUGAAAAUAAAGUUGUUUUUUUUCAUUCAAAAA
Messenger RNA from Copidosoma floridanum, 553 nucleotides. Its product is annotated as cytochrome c oxidase subunit 6A2, mitochondrial. Gene Ontology annotation, biological process: mitochondrial electron transport, cytochrome c to oxygen. Gene Ontology annotation, cellular component: mitochondrial inner membrane; respiratory chain complex IV. NCBI's taxonomy places the organism in Eukaryota, Metazoa, Arthropoda, Insecta, Hymenoptera, Encyrtidae. The record is from RefSeq and is a predicted model, not a curated record. Gene Ontology annotation, molecular function: enzyme regulator activity.